This is a messenger RNA of Ipomoea triloba (trilobed morning glory), 2014 nucleotides long. Its product is annotated as splicing factor U2af large subunit A-like. The record is from RefSeq and is a predicted model, not a curated record. Lineage: Eukaryota; Viridiplantae; Streptophyta; Magnoliopsida; Solanales; Convolvulaceae. Gene Ontology annotation, molecular function: pre-mRNA 3'-splice site binding; poly-pyrimidine tract binding. The transcript is spliced from 13 exons. Gene Ontology annotation, biological process: mRNA processing. Gene Ontology annotation, cellular component: U2-type prespliceosome; nuclear speck; commitment complex. The coding region runs from base 1 to 1758 and encodes 585 amino acids.
AUGGAUCCCACUGAAAAUGGUUCAACUCAACUUACACCUACUCGAAUGGCUGGAGAGAAUGAUGCAGCUGGACACAAUAAUCAGGAUGGUGAUUAUAGCUCAAAGAAGAGAUCGAGCUCUAAGCAUAGUGACAAUGAGGAUGAAAAAGAAUCUUCUAGAAGCAGGGACAAGGAAAGAGAGAGAGGGCGUGAUAAAGAUAGAGAAAGAGAAAGAGAUAGAGAAAAGGAUAGGGGUCGAGAGAAGGAUCAUGAUCGCCACCACAGGGAUAGAAGCGAGAGGAGGAGAACCAGAGAUAGAGAUGAUGAUGCUGAUAAUGAAGAUCAUUACAAUGGUCAGGACUCUGAUAGGCACAGAGACCGUGAUAGAGAGGAGAGACGUAGCCAUCGAUCUAAAUCCUUCGACAGAGAUAGAGAGGAAAGUCACAGAGUCAGGUCCAAAUCCUAUGACAGAGAUAGAGAGGAAAGGCACAAACAUAGAUCCCGGUCUAGGGGUAGAUCUGAUCAUAGAUCAAGGUCAAGGUCCCGAUCUCGAUCAAGAUCAAAGAGCAAAAGGAUCAGUGGCUUCGACAUGGCUCCUCCUGCUUCUGCAAUGUUACCUGGUGCUCCCAGUGUUACAGGUCAGCAGAUGCUAGGGACUCCUACUCCUAUUUCUGGAAUAUUUCCAAAUAUCUUUCCUUUGGCUCCUGGACAGUUGGGAGCUCUUUCUGUUAUGCCAGUUCAGGCGAUGACUCAACAGGCUACUAGACAUGCACGGCGAGUUUAUGUUGGUGGACUCCCUCCAAGUGCUAAUGAACAGUCAGUGGCCACUUUCUUUAACCACGUAAUGUCUGCAAUUGGUGGAAACACUGCUGGUCCAGGUGACGCUGUUGUCAAUGUUUACAUAAAUCACGAGAAGAAAUUUGCCUUUGUUGAGAUGAGAUCAGUUGAGGAGGCCAGCAAUGCAAUGGCCUUAGACGGCAUUAUACUUGAGGGAACACCAGUUAAGGUCAGAAGACCAACUGAUUAUAAUCCAUCUCUUGCUGCUGCUCUUGGUCCAAGCCAACCAUGUCCAAACCUGAAUCUUGCAGCUGUUGGGUUAAGUCCAGGAUCUACUGGUGGUCUUGAGGGUCCUGACCGUAUAUUUGUGGGUGGUCUCCCCUAUUAUUUCACUGAGGCACAGAUCCGGGAGCUGCUAGAGUCUUUUGGGACACUUCGGGGUUUUAAUCUUGUGAAGGAUAGGGAAACUGGAAAUUCAAAAGGCUAUGCCUUUUGUGUAUACCAAGAUGUUUCAGUUACUGAUAUUGCUUGUGCAGCUCUUAAUGGGAUUAAGAUGGGUGAUAAAACUUUAACUGUUAGGCGUGCCAGCCAGGGUUCAUUGCAGCCUAAACCAGAGCAAGAAAGCAUUUUAAUGCAUGCACAUCAGCAAAUAGCAUUGCAGAGGUUCAUGUUACAACCUGGUGGACUGCCCACAAAGGUGUUAUGCCUAACCAAUGUAGUUAGUGCGGAAGAGCUCAGAAAUGAUGAAGAGUAUGAGGAUAUUGUGGAGGAUAUGAGAACUGAAUGUGGGAAGUUUGGUACUUUAGUUAAUGUGGUAAUCCCUCGCCCAAAUCCUAAUGGUGAGCCUAUGCCUGGAGUGGGAAAGGUGUUUUUGGAGUACGCUGAUAUUGAGAGUUCUACGAAAGCUCAAGCAGGAUUACAUGGAAGAAAAUUUGGUGGAAAUCCAGUGGUUGCAGCCUUCUAUCCUGAGAAUAAAUUCUCUCAGGGGGACUACGAGGGCUAGUCUCUUUUCUUCCACCUCCCAUCCCGGAUUAGAUUGUUGUGUACUAAACUGCGAACUAAAUAACUAAUCUGACUACAUCUCAGUCCGCCUUUGGUAGAAAGCCUCUUCCUUGAACAAAUAGAUUUUCUAAUUUGAACAUAAGUGCCCUUCGACUAUUUGUAUUUGGCAUUUUUGACUGAUCGUCAUUUGUAUAUACUCUUUGCUCUAUCCCCUCAAAAUUAUAGACUUAAAUGAAUUUUUAGAAUAUUCAAAAUAA